GCGUCAUCCAACUGUACAUACCGAAAGAAAAAGAGUGAAUGGGAGCAGUGGAGGUCUGAGAGUUUUUCACUUUAUCCUGUUGAAGUCAAACUCAUUACUGUAACCGUUUAGCAAAUACUGUUUCUGGGAGUUCAACCAAGCGACUGAAGAAUUCAGAUGGCGGCUGUUAGCAGUAUGAGCAGAAUAUCUGGGUUAUGUCGUCAUGCUGUUCGGCAAACGGCUGCAUUGAAGUCGCCGAGGCUGCUGCAGCGUCGGUCCUUCAGAGUUACUGCCGUGCAGCAGCAGCAGCAGCCCUUUGACUCGUCUCUGGAAAAGCCCCAGUUUCCCGGCGCCUCAGCAGAGUUCGUGGACCAUCUUGAAUUCAUUCAGCCCAAUGUUAUUGCUGGGAUUCCCGUGUACCGGGUGAUGGACAGGCAGGGCAAGAUAAUUAACCCCUCUGAGGACCCCCAGCUCUCCAAAGAGACGGUUCUAAACUUCUACCAGAAGAUGACGCUGCUGAACACGAUGGACCGGAUUCUCUACGAGUCUCAGAGACAGGGUCGAAUCUCCUUCUACAUGACCAACUACGGAGAGGAGGGGACGCACAUCGGCAGUGCUGCAGCUCUGGAGUCUAAUGAUUUGGUUUUUGGUCAAUACAGAGAAGCUGGAGUGCUGAUGUACCGCGGUUUCCCCCUGGAUCUGUUCAUGGCUCAGUGCUACGCCAACGCCGACGACCUCGGGAAGGGCCGCCAGAUGCCCGUCCACUACGGCUGCAAAGAUCUGCACUUCGUCACCAUCUCGUCUCCUCUGGCCACGCAGAUUCCUCAGGCGGCGGGAGCUGCGUACGCGCUGAAGAGGGAGAACAUGAACCGCGCGGUGAUCUGUUACUUCGGGGAGGGAGCGGCCAGCGAAGGGGACGCACACGCCGGCUUCAACUUCUCAGCGACCCUCGAGUGUCCGCUGAUCUUCUUCUGUCGCAACAACGGCUACGCGAUCUCCACCCCGACCAACGAGCAGUACAGAGGCGACGGCAUCGCUGCUCGAGGGCCUGGUUAUGGCAUGCUGUCCAUCCGUGUCGAUGGGAACGACGUGUUCGCCGUCUACAACGCCACGAAGGAAGCGCGGCGCAGGGCUGUGGCUGAAAACCAGCCUUUCCUUAUCGAGGCGAUGACUUACAGAAUCGGGCACCACAGCACCAGUGACGACAGCUCGGCCUACCGCUCAGUGGACGAGGUGAAUUACUGGGACAAGCAGGACCACCCCAUCUCCCGACUGAGGCACUACAUGACGGCGCGCGGCUGGUGGAGUGAGGACGACGAGCGCAGCUGGAGGAAACAGUCACGCAAGACUGUGAUGGAGGCGUUUGAGAGGGCGGAGAGGCGCCUGAAGCCCAACCCAGAGCUGCUGUUCACCGACGUCUACCAGGAGAUGGUCCCCAGGCUGGCCAAGCAGAGGGAGUCCCUGUUCAGGCACAUCCAGCAGUACAAAGAGCACUACCCCCUCGACCUGUACGAGAAAUAACCGCCACAUGCAGUAGUGUGUGAGGACUGGAAGUAGCUGCACACCACAUGCCGUGUUCGUGUUUUGAUGUGUCAUUGCACAUUCUGCACAUAUGCUUUCAAAACAAAUUAUUUCUAAUGGUUUUUGGUGCCUUGUGGUAGAAAAAAAGCCACAUUUUACAUAAAUGAAAUAGUUUCUUUUAGGGCUGGGCGAUAAAUCUUAUUUUUUUUGUUUUAGAAGAUUUAAUUUUUUCUUCCACCAAUGCACAUGUUGCAUUUCUGUAGUUCAGUGUGAUGUCAUCGCGCCCAUCUUGUUGUACAACUUCAAUUUGAAUUCAUGUCAGCUCUACAACAAAAUGUCAGGGCCGGGCUACCAUUUUCUUUUUUUUAAUUACAAGAAUUACUAGAAUUUAAUACAGCAAAAUGUGAGAAUAAGGACAUAAUAUUGCCAGAAUUAAGUUGUAAGAUUAGGAAAAU
This is a messenger RNA of Poecilia latipinna (sailfin molly), 1955 nucleotides long. RefSeq names its product branched chain keto acid dehydrogenase E1 subunit alpha (gene bckdha). Lineage: Eukaryota; Metazoa; Chordata; Actinopteri; Cyprinodontiformes; Poeciliidae. The transcript is spliced from 8 exons. Gene Ontology annotation, biological process: branched-chain amino acid catabolic process. Gene Ontology annotation, cellular component: oxoglutarate dehydrogenase complex. The record is from RefSeq and is a predicted model, not a curated record. The coding region runs from base 157 to 1500 and encodes 447 amino acids. Gene Ontology annotation, molecular function: oxidoreductase activity, acting on the aldehyde or oxo group of donors, disulfide as acceptor.